AUGCCCCCUUGGGGAAGACCACCAGGGGGACGACCGGCGGCGAAGAACGACAGGCAAUGGGGUGCUCAACGGUCGUGGGAGUAUGAGGAUCGUGUGGAGGAACUGGAUACUGACGACGACACUUCACAAGGUGUUGGGCUGGAUCACCGUUAUGGUCAGCCAAGAUUUGUUUCUGAUGAGCUUCGAUUUACUGGUAUUGAUUUGGGUGGCCGUGUUGUCCGCGGAAGGCGCUCGCGUGCUGAGUAUGACGACGAAUAUACUCCCUCUGAAGAUGACGAUGACGAUUACGGAGCCUCUACUGGCCUCAUCCGACGACCAGAUAUGCAACUAAGGUAUAGGGAGAAAGAAGACAUGCUUGUGGAGAGAGCUCUUGAGCGGAUUGCACGUGCCCGGGCUCUGGGUAAGCCCAACAUCAAAUUGAGUCAAGCUGAGAUUGAUGCUUUGGAACGAUUAGAGCGGAACCAGAACCCUCCACGUCCUUCUGCUGCACCGAAAGCGACUCCCAGAAGCAAGAAAGAAUCUCCGGUCAAACGCAAACCAGUUGAGGUCCGCAAGAAGCCUGGCAAAAUUAACAAGUCGGCCAGCAAUUCGCCAAAGGGAAAAGCGGUCGAUUCCCGAGGUCGUGGUAAAGGCUCCGUUUCAAACCUAUCCAAUCGUGAUGACUCAGUUGCUUCUUAUGCCUUGCCUCCAACAGAUCCAGAUUAUGGUCGGCGGGGCGCUUACCCACAAGGGUAUCACGUGCCUGGUUCACGUCGUGCUGAAUCCUCGCGACAAGGGUCUCGUCACAACUCUAGUCAAUCCCUGCGACAGCAGCAAUUGCCGCCAAUGGCUGUCUACCAGCAUCGAUAUCUUACUCAACGGUACUCCUCCACUCCAGACGCAGUCUAUAGCGCUCGGCCUAGCGCUAACUCAUCCCGCGCCUCCCGGCCUGAUCCAUCCGAAUCAGAUUGGGAGCCCCGUUCACGCUCGAGCUCGAGCCUUGUUAAUGUCCCCUUGGAUCAACUCCCUUAUCAGACCAGCACUGGAAGGGCGCCACGUUUUGAUCCUUCUGAUCCAAGAUUCGCCUCGCCCCAGCGACGUGUUGCCUCUGGCCCGCCAGCGAUGCAGCCAAAUCAGGCCGCCCGAUACCGCCGCCCGCAAGAUGAGCUCUUCUUGCCCGACGAACAACCCGAGGUGAUGAGGUACCUAGCCCCUUCUGACUCCGAGGAAGAUGACGACGAUGAAGGUAGCGAAUACGAUGAAGGCGUCCAAGCUGAUGUUGGCGAAACACCACGGGGAAAUUAUGCGAUACAAACGCGGAGUGCUCGUGCAACAAACUCUGCCCAAAAAACAGGAACCAUGGCCAGAACAGUGGCAGGAAAAGGCAAAAAGAGGAGAUAG
Molecule: messenger RNA, 1380 nt
Organism: Capronia coronata CBS 617.96
Lineage: Eukaryota; Fungi; Ascomycota; Eurotiomycetes; Chaetothyriales; Herpotrichiellaceae
Exons: 1
Coding region: 1-1380 (459 amino acids)
Source: RefSeq, a predicted model, not a curated record